Messenger RNA from Pieris macdunnoughi, 336 nucleotides. Lineage: Eukaryota; Metazoa; Arthropoda; Insecta; Lepidoptera; Pieridae. The record is from the annotation of a GenBank genome assembly.
AUGAAAAACACAAUUUUGUUUCCUAGUUUUGGCAGCUCCUUCUUUUACUCGACGCUAGAAGUAGAAUCAGAUGAACUGGACGAUGAAGUAGAACACGAGGAGCUCGUCGAUGAGGUAGAUGAUGAUGAUGAUGAAUUUAUACGGCCACGUUUUACAGAUUGCUCUGGUUUAUAUUCGUCACCACUAUCAUCUGCAGAAAAGUCUUUAGUUUCGCCUUCACUACCAUUUUCGUCGUUAGCUAGGAUUGGUGGCGAAUUUGUAUUAUUUAGGGAAGAUAUAAUAUUUUCCGUCACAGUUAAUGCUGUUUGGUCUGCAGGACUUUGGUACUCGUUUUAA